Molecule: messenger RNA, 2678 nt
Organism: Chaetomium strumarium
Lineage: Eukaryota; Fungi; Ascomycota; Sordariomycetes; Sordariales; Chaetomiaceae
Product: kinase-like domain-containing protein
Exons: 2
Coding region: 123-2642 (839 amino acids)
Biological process (GO): intracellular signal transduction; peptidyl-serine phosphorylation
Molecular function (GO): protein serine/threonine kinase activity; ATP binding
Source: RefSeq, a predicted model, not a curated record
CCCAGACCGCAUGUGCGUCGUUCGAUAAGAGGGCACCGCUCACUGUCCUCAACCGAACCGACAUCCUCUCUCUGUAUAUCAGUGACGUCUUUGCUUGCUCAAAGACGUGAACGGUCGCUAGCAUGAAUGGUGACCUUAGUCUGUCGCGGGCACUCGGCGGCCUUCGGAUUGCCAACCCGGACGACUCCGACUCGCCCAGCCCCCCAAGAGAGGUCGUGACGAAUGCAGACAAUGGUCAAACAACACAGCAAGGCAUUAGCGGUGGAACUGAAGUGAACAGCGCUGACAAGAUCCCACGAAAUGACGAGCCUCAAUCGGUCGCUCGAGAAGUCCCCGUGCGACAACCUCACACGUACGAGUCGGCCGCCCUGAUCUUGAAGAACGCUCAGGAUAGCUUGAACGCUGCUCGGGGUCGCACAGGUUCAACUGGCCCCAGUGAUCCCAGUCCUGCAGCACAGUAUGGCGCAUACCGGCCAGCGAACGAGAGUCAACUUCCAGCCUCAGCGCCCUUGCCUGGUCAGAGUCGGAUGGUGGAGCACAACCCAGAAGGACGGCCAUAUGCAGGCCCCAGGAAUGAGGUAGCACGAUCCUCCAUGUACGGAGCGAGGAGCGACCCAACAAGGUUCGAUCAGCCGAAUGCAUCUCAAAUCCCAUCGCGUGACCCGAGCCGGGGGCAUCAAGCUGGGCGUCCCCACCCGGUCCAACAAGGAAACGGCCCCAAUGGCAUCCCUCCCCCGAGAAGGAGCUCUAAGGGAGUGGGUGGAGGGUAUGCACCAAUCCCUGGCAUUCCACAAGCGCCGCCCGGUAGUUAUGGGCCAGAAGCGCCGAUGCUCGCGAGCAGUGAAGAGUGGAAGGACCGGGGCGCGGCUGUCAGCGUGAGAAGGGAAGUCGACGCUGAAGGGAGGACCGUCAUAAGGUCGGUCAAGAAGGGUGUCCGAGACUUUUCGUUCGGGAAGGUGCUUGGUGAGGGCUCCUACAGCACUGUCUUUCUCGCCACAGACCGCCAGACCCUCCGCGAGUACGCCGUCAAGGUGCUCGACAAGAAGCAUAUCAUCAAGGAGAAAAAGAUAAAAUACGUCAAUAUCGAAAAAGACACCCUGAACAGACUCACGGAGCAUCCAGGCAUCGUCCGGCUUUACUACACAUUCCAGGACGAAUCCUCCCUGUAUUAUGUACUGGAUCUCUGCAACGGCGGGGAACUGCUGGGCGUCCUGAAGAAGACAGGGACUUUUGAUGUGGAGUGCACAAGGUUUUAUGGCGCUCAAAUCCUGGACGCUGUUGCGUACAUGCACUCGAGAGGUGUCAUUCACCGCGAUCUCAAGCCUGAGAAUGUACUCCUGGAUGACCAGAUGCACAUCAAAAUCACGGACUUUGGCACUGCCAAACUGUUGCCAGACCCUCGAGAGCCGAGACCCCCUGAAGAUGCAUCAGGCCACGGCAACUCGCGCGGGGACGAGCGGGCAGCGUCGUUUGUCGGCACCGCCGAGUACGUGAGCCCGGAGCUGCUCACGGACAAGGCCGCGGGGAAACCCAGUGACCUAUGGGCAUUCGGCUGCAUAAUAUACCAACUCCUCGCCGGCCGACCGCCCUUCAAAGCUCCCACGGAAUAUCUCACCUUCCAAAAGAUUGUCGGCUUGGAUUACGAGUUCCCCCCCGGUUUCCCCCCGGCUGCGCGGGAUCUUGUCGAGCGGUGUUUGGUGCUGGAUCCUGCCCGGCGUCUGACGGUGGAGCACGUCAAGAACCACGAGUUUUUUGACGGACAGCAGUUUGGCAGGGAGUUGUGGCGGAUGAAGGCACCGCGCCUACGGCCAUAUGUACCACCGGCACAGGAGCCUCACAUCAUCCAGCUGAACGGGGCGGGACCAAGCCCGCCAAAGCCGCCCACAUCCCGAGGGCAGCACACGCAGUCCAACGGCUCAAGACCUGCCAGGAUCAUCACCGAGCUGCCGCCGCCGACGCAGCUGGACAUCGAAUGGUCACCGGUCUUGACAAAGAACAACGAGAGGAUACUGAAGCUUGGUGACUUGAUGGUUAUCUCAUCCCCGAUCCCAAACAGCCCGCACGGACGGGGCGACGGCGACGGGCACAAGAAGCUUGCACGCUUUUUCGGCGGUAGCACAACGAAGAAGAGACAACGGCUUGUCAUGGUUACGUCUAGCGGACGUAUUCUGCUUGCCCCGGCUGGUGGCGAGGAGAAGCGGGCCAAGCAGGAAAUCUCGCUGCUGGCGCCGGACUGCGCGUGGAAGACCCAAAUAGAUGCCAAGGGGCAGACAGUCUUCUGCGUCGACGCGAACGGUGUACAUUACACUUUUGAAGAGCCCAAGUCGUCGCAAAACAGCGACGCCAAAUUCUCAGUGGACGAUUGGAUCGAGUCGCUGGAGCGGGCCAAGGACCUGGCCAUCUCGCAGAACCUGGUGGGUUCCUACAGCAGCGACAACGGAUUCGGCGACAUGUCCUCGUCCAUGUCUAGCCCGGCCAGUACCAUGGGAGGACGGGCAACCUUGGGCGAAGGUUACAGCAUCAGCGACAGGUCGGGUCGCAACCAGCUCACCAAGAGCCAAGCAAGCCUGGAGGACACGAGCGUGAAGCGCAACCGGUUUAGUAAACGACAGUCCAAGAACGGACUGGGGGCAGCUUUCUGAUUCAAUAUCGCCGCCAUCAUAAGAUUAUGCAUGCGG